Stereum hirsutum FP-91666 SS1 is the source of this 1398-nucleotide messenger RNA. RefSeq lists its product as uncharacterized. The transcript is spliced from 11 exons. Lineage: Eukaryota; Fungi; Basidiomycota; Agaricomycetes; Russulales; Stereaceae. The coding region runs from base 469 to 1398 and encodes 309 amino acids. The record is from RefSeq and is a predicted model, not a curated record.
ACAAUGCGAGUGUGUGAGCCAUGGAGUAUUAUGCCUCAUGUUCACUAUUGCCAAAUAACAACGCUAUCCUCUUCGCCGUCAUUAUCUCACCAACAUUGAACAGGUGCGCCGCUCAGCAGGCUGUGGGUCAAGUACUGCUUAUCGCCACCAAUUCGCACCAUACAAUGGUACAAAACAAAAACUUGGGAAUGCACUCGGAAUACCGCUUUGGGUCGGUCGGGUUGACGCGGACAAUCCUGGGUUUUUGUUCUCUUCUGAGGCUCGUCCCAUGCUCGCUGACGGUACAUCGUUCGCGCUUGUUUAGUGACUCCUUUCGGAGGUGCUAGUGUAUCAAGAUACAUCAUGCUAUCGGCCGUGCUAUCAUCCUAAGAGUACAAAGACUCAUGAAGAACAUGUAUAUAUAUUGGGUCUUUCGACUCCCUCUCUCUCGUACUCCCCCUGCACGCCGUAGCUCCCUCCACCAUAAUCAUGUCUUCCCAACGUAUAUUUCUCCUAGAACGUAUAGACUCACUCAAGGCUAUACAUCCAAACAUCAGCGUUGUGGAGGGAACCUUGGAGGACGCAGAAGUCAUCGAGAAGGAAAGCGAAAUCGCAGAUAUCAUCAUCAACACAGCGAGCUCUGAUCACUGGCCUAGCGUCAAAGCAACUCUCGAGGGCCUGAAGAAAAACUCUGCCAAACACCCGGGGAAACCACCACUUUACAUCCACGUGUCGGGAUGCGGUGUUAUAGCCGACAGUGCGCGAGGAGAGCCAGUCGAGCACGUACCAGAGUAUUCGGAUAUAGGAUUUGACUUGAAGAAGUGUCCGCCCCAUAACUCCCAUCUCGAAUGUGAUAUCCCCAUUGUGGAAGCCGGGACACGUGAAGAACAUAGGAUACGGUCGAUCAUCGUACACCCUGCGCAGGUCUACGGUGUGGGUGCAGGUAUUCAGAAAAACACCCUAUGGCUUCGCAUAUUCAUCAAGAUGGCCAAGGACGUAGGAUACGCGGGCACAUGGGGCCCCGGUGCUAAUUCGAUGAAUAAUAUACAUGUCAAGGAUGUGGCCUCCUCUCUAUUAUUCGUUCUCAAAGCUGCACUUGAAGGCAAGGCAGACGAAGGCGCUGAAGGUCACUAUUUCGCCUCGACCAUGGCGCCCAAGAUUUCUUAUGCUGAGUGGACGAAAGUGAUGGGUGAUAUCAUGUACGAGAAAGGCCUCCUCAAAGAACCCGGCACUCGUCCCAUGCCCAGCGAAGUCGUCGACCCGCUUGGAAAUUAUGGCUGGUCCCUGUUGGGCAGCAACCAGUUUUCGAAGCCUGAAAGGCUCGCUCGACUCGGUUGGACUCCAGUCCACACAGACAGGAUAUCGUUGAUGGAGUCUUUGCCGGACAUGAUUGAGGUCGCGCUGGCGGAGACAAAGUAA